Molecule: messenger RNA, 2580 nt
Organism: Lindgomyces ingoldianus
Lineage: Eukaryota; Fungi; Ascomycota; Dothideomycetes; Pleosporales; Lindgomycetaceae
Exons: 5
Coding region: 1-2580 (859 amino acids)
Source: RefSeq, a predicted model, not a curated record
AUGUCAGCGUCGAUGAACAUGAGGAAAGCCAAUAUGGACAACAGCUUCUGGAUAGAAGUGGCAUACAGCACAGCAAUCUGCGACUUUCUCUGCCACGCCAUGCAGACUCUCUUCUCAAUAACACCUACCCCUCCGCCAGACCUCUCCCGCCCUAGACUUCGGCAGCUAGCAUCAUGGAUCCGUGAUGAUCUUGAUCCCAUCAUUGCCCGAGAGGGCCCAGACAAGCUGCAUCCGGAUGAUGUAUUGACACUGCAUGAAGUCUUCCAAGCCCUCCUUCACUCACAGGCGAUCACCGCUUUGGAUCUGCGGGCCACACGAAUCCACAAGGCCGUCCAAGAGGUGGCCGGAAAGGCGACCAGAUGGCCUGGUCGACUAGCAGACGAUUGUGACCGAAUCAUUGCCGUCUGGGAGGUGAAGUUCGGAAGACUGGAUUACCUCUAUCCGUUCAUGUAUGGGAGGGGUGGCAGAUUGGAGGGUAUUGCCAGUGCAGAUGAAUUUUCCAAAAUGGCGCUCAUCAAACGGUGGGCAAAUACCUGCCCAGAGAGGAUCAUGCCGAAGACGUCUCGAAGACACGGUAGCCUGGGUUUCACAGCAGGAGCAUGGUGGCUCAAUCCUCUCUUCGCGCAUCACGCCGGCAUAAUCGAUCUCGAAUCAACCGAGGGCGGCAUCUGCUUUGACAAACAUGGAGCGUACGCAGUGCUUCUUAAGGACACGGGCGAGAUUGAUGCACCAUCACAAGACCAGCUCACCUACCGUUGCCCACGAGACGAUAAAGGCAGAUAUCGCCUCACUUCAGUGGACUUCAGAAGUAGAAAUCCAGUACGGAUACUUCGCAGCCAUAGCCUUAACAGUGUUUGGGGUCCAAAGGCUGGUCUGCGGUAUGAAGGCUUGUUUCGAGUUGUGGGCUGGAUCGUUCGUACAAUACAACCUCGUGAUGUCAUAGGGCUUGAGAACAAAGUCGGCGAUAUAGUCUUCGAAGUCAAAUUCGAGAGGGAGGAUCCGGUGCCGAUGGAUGAGGUCUUGAAACAUCCUACAUCAACCGAGACUGACGAUUAUGCCGAGUAUAAGCGCCUCCGGCGAGCUCAUCGUGAGAGACACCAUCAUCAACAGAAAGCACCGCCGGUUGCCACUCACAUAGAUCCCCAGAGGAUUGACACGAAUGUCCCCGCUCCACCGCCUCCUAUCAAUGCCCCGGUGGCCGUUGGAUUUGGUUCAUCUAACAUUCAUACGCGUGCUUCAUCUAAGGGUAGUGUACGCCGUACUCCAUCGCGGCAGACUCUCCUCAAAGAUGCAGCGCCCAUAUUGCCUGGACAACAUAAAAAUAAUGGGAACGGGGAUCCUCCUGGGCUCCCAGCGAAGCCACCGGACGAAGAAUCGGUUCGAAGCAUAGGCGCGAAGGGUGCGCUGGGUGCACGCUCUAUCUCUCCAGCGCUGCUUCAAAAAAACCACUCGGUACACAGUGACUCGCACCCGUCGUUGUUGAAACAAUCGAGUUCGUUAAAGAGCGGCUAUACUAAUCAAAAUCAUUUAAGUGACAUCCGAGAAAUCGCGCCUUGGAUCGAUUACGAGCUCCACCCAAGUCAUCCACCAUCCAUCAAGAGUCGACCCCCGAGCAUUCGGAAGGAGACUGACAGAAUUUCUCCAAAUGCAACACGAGUUAUCUCAUCGCAGGCCCAGUCUUCAAUCUCGACAAGUAUUGGUAGAGGGUCCCCGAGUCCGACUGUCGAUGCCGAAAAGCGGAAGAGGAGCCACGAGAGAAGCGGCAUAAAAUUUGCGAUUCCAAGCUUGGCUAAGAAACAGAGCCUCCGCUCUGUGAGGGCUGUUCCCCGCAGCCUGAAUCCCCUGGCCAAGCUUUUCGACGGCGGGGCGGAGGGCAUUGAUCCUGAGCGAGGGUAUUGCUCUGAGGAGGACUGCCUCACGUAUCCGAGACGAGAAGCUAGAAUGGGCGAGGGGCGGCAGCGAGCAAGUUCGUCUAGCGCUACGGUUCACCCCCUAAGCCCAAUUCCGGUCCGUCCACUCAGCCCAAUGAGUCUGUUGAUCUCGCGGCGCCGAGAUGCAAUUGUCUACCCCCACGGCUUCGCUGCAGCCGGGACUAUCAGGUCUUCACAGGAAUCCGCGACUUCCUCUUUCGUGGAAGACCCCUUCAUCGAUGCACCUCGUCAGCGAGAGAACGGCGUAUCUUCCUUCAAUAACGUCCAGAUACUCGGUUCCUCAGAAGCACAACUCAUCAUAACAAACAUACCACAAGAGCGUAAACACCGACCCUCCAUCCCCGCGGCCCUCAAAGACUUUAUAACGCUCUCCCCUGCCGCCACACCUGUCAGCGUUGCAGCCGCUAUCUCAACGCCCCUCUCCGGUCAUGCUUCUAGCAGCGCUAGUGCGAGUGCGAGCAAAAUCGAUGGUGGUUCGUCGCCUGCAUCGGAAGCGGAACGGGCUUUGAGGAAUGCAAUUGGAGGGAAGAUUAUGGGGCCCAGUGAGAGGAGAAUUUUAUUCAAGGACCCAUUUAAGGAGAUUAAGAGGAGUGGCGGGAAGGGGUGGAGGGAUAGUGUGGAGAAGUUGGCGCCAGAGUCUUUCGGCUGA